AUGAAUCCACAGCAUAGCAGAGAGCUCUUCUGCUGGCAUGCAUUUCAAAGACAAUCUUGUGGAAGUGGAUAUGAUAAUUUGGUAGACAGCUUUGUCAAUUUGUGUAAAGGUUCACCUCUUGCCCUUAAAGUAAUGGGCGCGCAUGUUUCUAGCGGUGAAAAGGCUUAUUGGAAGUUACAGUUAGAUGUUGUUAAGGCAAGGCUACACAAAGACAUAAGAGAUACUCUUAAAAUAAGCUAUGAUGCUCUGGAAGAGGAUCAAAAACAGAUCUUUAAUGAUAUAGUGUGCUUUUUCAUAGGGGAACGUGUGAGCACGGCAAUAAAUAUAUGGAAGGCUUCAAGGUGGAGAGCCGAACAUGCACUUCAGACCCUCAAGGACAAAUGCCUUGUUGAAACAAUACUCCGUGGUGGGGAAUUAACAUUUCCUGAUACAAUAGACUAUUAUGAGCCACCAUUUUAUUUCAGAAUGCAUGAUCAUCUCCGCGACUUGGGGAGAGAACUGGCAGAUAAUGAAACGAACCAUCCUCUUCGACGGUGGCGUCCUGAAGAUCUUGUUUUGCUCAAGCUCAAAGAGCUAUAUUGUUUUUUAUGGGCUGGUCGUACAGAUUCCACUCAACUAAACAAACUGGUGAGCUCGUUUGGAAUAUUAAACAAUCUAGAAAGGCUGCAGCUAAAUUUUGGAAAAGACAUCUUCAGAUGGAAUAUUGAAUGUAAUUGCUUGCUAUUAUCUGUGAGAAAACUCACCAAUCUGAAAACUCUAGAGUUGAUGUACUUUCAACUAGAAGAGGAAUUUGCUUUAAGCAACAGCGGAGAGGCAACUGAUGAUCGGUUUUGUAUGGGAAGCCUUGAAGCCAUAACUCUGUGUGGUGCAUUCAAAACAAGGAGGGUCUCAAUUAGUGGACAGUCGUGUCCCAUCCUUAAAACUCUUAAGCUUUAUUCUAUGGAAGAUCUAAUUGAAGUGGAUGUAACAGGGGUAACCACAUUGGAAGGUCUGGUGCUGAAUAUGACAGAGUUACCAAAUUUUGGGUUUGUCAGUUGUCUCAAGAGGAUCUGUAUUAGCCGCUGUCGGAACCUGCGGGAUAUAUCAGCUAUUGAAAUAUUGAAGGGAUUGAAGAGGAUCUGGAUCGCGCAUUGUCCAGAGCUGGAGAGUAUAAAAGCUAUUGAACAAUUGAGGAGAUUGAAGAGAAUCUUCAUUAACGAAUGUACAGAGCUGCAGGGUGUAAUUUGUUUGGAAGAAUUGAAGCCGUUGAAGAGUGUCUUCAUUGGGCGAUGUCCAAGGCUGCAGAACAUACAAGGCAUUGAAUUUUUAAUAUGCCUGGAGAGCAUUGUCAUUAACGGAUGUCCGCUGGUGCAGCACAUAACGGGUAUUGAAAAAUUGAAAGGACUGAAGCAGAUGAUUUUCUUUAAAGAUAAGUAA
Cryptomeria japonica (Japanese cedar) is the source of this 1416-nucleotide messenger RNA. RefSeq names its product disease resistance protein RPP2B-like. The transcript is spliced from 4 exons. Bases 1 to 1416 code for a protein of 471 amino acids. Gene Ontology annotation, biological process: defense response. NCBI's taxonomy places the organism in Eukaryota, Viridiplantae, Streptophyta, Pinopsida, Cupressales, Cupressaceae. The record is from RefSeq and is a predicted model, not a curated record.